AUGUCUUUAGCAAUGAAUGAACGCUUCAAAAGAGCGGCCAGAGAUGGUUACCUCAAUGUUCUACAAGAAGCCACUCGUAAGGACUGCAACGCCGGAGAUGAAGACGGAAUAACUCCAACACUUUGGGCGGCAUUUGCCGGAAAUUUGGACGCUUUGAGGACAUUAGUUGGCAGAGGUGGUGAUCCGGGAAAAUGUGAUCACUUGGGGAGUACAGCGCUACACAUGAGUUCAGCCAACGGUCAUCUCAAUUGUGUUUCAUUUCUAGUCAGUUUCGGUGUAAACUUGUGGUCACUCGACAAUGAUUAUCAUACGGCCAAAGAUGUGGCAGCCAUUAACCAUCACGAAGAUGUCAUACAAUUCUUGGACAAUGUUAUAGCAAAGCAAAGUGCACUCAACACAAAAGUGGUACAAAAAAUGAAAGAAAAGUCUAUAAUAGAGGCCGAGAAGCGAAUCAAAGCCUAUCAAAAGCUACAGAAAAAGGCAACAAAAAGAGCUGAAAAAGAGGAAAAAAUGUUAGAAAAACAACGAAAAAAAAUUAUUGAAGUUAUUGAUAGUAAACAUAAAACUGCAAACCUCUCUGUCAUCACUCAACCCAAUCAGUCAAUUAUUACGCGAAAAGACAGUCGUCCGCAACAAAACAACUCUUCUCUUAAGUUCUCCGAUAUAGUGAAAAACCAAUCAAACGGAACGACAAAUAAAAUCAAAAUUUUGAGUGCAGUUUCCCGAAGAGUUCAACAAAAGAAACUCAACGCCGAUUCAAUUUCGGCCGCCAAUGAGUUUAAAGUCCGCGAUGUGUCCGGUGAUGACUGCACGCGGUCUGUCAGGUCAUUGACUGGCAUCCGAAGGGAUAGUCAGAUAUUAUAUGUACCGAAGUUUGACACACAUUCUAAUUAUGAAACAAAUUAUGUCAACAAUAAUAGGAUUCAUAUGAAGGAUGUGUUUAAUGGCCAACAAAUACAAAGGAUUGUCAUUAACUCGACGUCUAAUUUAAAUGUGAAUUCAAUGCAAGAAUACGAGACAUUAGAGGAAAGAAAGACUAAACUCUACCGAACUAUUAGUGAACCCGACUUUCUUAACAACUUUGAAGACAUACAGACAAUUAUAGACCGCAAAACUCCAGAGUCAAGUAUUUUUGUACGACCGGGCUUUGGAUCAGUUUCUUUCAGAGGAAAGUUCACUCCCGAAACACUUUUCUCUAAACAUUUAAGUGAUGAAAGCAACGGAAGAAAAGAAAGUGACAUAAGUUCAGUCAGUUAUGCCGACAGUAUUGGAAGCGCUGGAAGUCUUGCUCACAGAAAUGAAUUGGAAUUAGGUCUGAACCAAGUCUGGGAUGAAGAUGAAGACAUUGAUCAUAAUGUUUCCAAAACUAUUCCUAUUUUACUUUUUCUUUACGCUCAUGGAUUGAAAGAUUAUUUGCCACUGUUUUUGACAGAAAAGAUUGAUUUGGAGGCACUUAUCCUCUUAAAUGAAGACGACUUUAUCUCAUUAGGUAUACCUCUGGGCCCGAGGCGUAAGAUAUUAAAAGCAAUCGAUAGGAGAAAACAAGUGAUGGCUAAUCCCGGAGCUAUUAGAGAUACAAGACUUUAA
This is a messenger RNA of Oppia nitens, 1587 nucleotides long. It is a transcript of the gene Sans, whose product is annotated as ankyrin repeat and SAM domain-containing protein 4B-like. Gene Ontology annotation, molecular function: protein binding. NCBI's taxonomy places the organism in Eukaryota, Metazoa, Arthropoda, Arachnida, Sarcoptiformes, Oppiidae. The record is from RefSeq and is a predicted model, not a curated record. The transcript is spliced from 2 exons. The coding region runs from base 1 to 1587 and encodes 528 amino acids.